This is a messenger RNA of Cornus florida, 1422 nucleotides long. RefSeq names its product G-type lectin S-receptor-like serine/threonine-protein kinase SD1-1. Bases 2 to 1213 code for a protein of 403 amino acids. The record is from RefSeq and is a predicted model, not a curated record. NCBI's taxonomy places the organism in Eukaryota, Viridiplantae, Streptophyta, Magnoliopsida, Cornales, Cornaceae. Gene Ontology annotation, biological process: protein phosphorylation. Gene Ontology annotation, molecular function: ATP binding; protein serine/threonine kinase activity. The transcript is spliced from 6 exons.
CAUGGAUUUUUUUAUUUAUUUUGAUUGGAUCAUAGACUUGAUAUCAAGUUCCAAGAAGAUGAAGCCACUAGUGUUGGUGAUCACUGUUGUACCAGUAUCUUUAGUAUUAAUGCUGCUUGUUGCUUCCUGCAUAAUAUGGAAGAGGAAAGUACGGACACAAGGUGUGCUACCAGGCUCUGAAGCCGUAAAUGAAGAAAACAUGGAAUUACCUAUUUUCAAUAUGAUCACCAUCACGGAAGCAACAAACAAUUUUUCCGAUUCAAGUAAGAUUGGAGAGGGUGGAUUUGGACCCGUAUACAAGGGUCAGCUAGCAACUGGACAAGAGAUAGCAGUCAAGAGGCUUUCGGAGAAUUCAAAACAAGGACUCCAAGAAUUUAAAAAUGAGGUUAUAUUGAUUGCAAAACUACAGCAUCGAAAUCUUGUAAGGCUUUUGGGAUGCUGCAUUGAAGGAGAAGAAAGAAUGUUAAUUUAUGAGUAUAUGCCCAACGGAAGCUUGAACUCCUUUAUUUUUGGUGGCUCAAAUGACGCAAGUAAAUCUCUUGUAUGGAAGAAGCGUUUUGAUAUUAUCGUGGGCAUUGCUCGAGGGCUUCUUUAUCUUCAUCGUGAUUCAAGAUUGAGAAUUAUUCAUAGGGAUCUUAAGGCCAGCAAUGUGCUACUAGACAAUAAGUUGAAUCCUAAAAUCUCAGAUUUUGGCAUUGCCAGAGCUUUUGCCGGAGAUCAAUUACUAGCAAAAACCGAAAGGGUGAUUGGUACUUAUGGUUACAUGUCUCCGGAAUAUGUCAUCGAUGGCCUCUUUUCCAUGAAAUCAGAUGUCUUUAGUUUCGGAGUGCUAGUUUUGGAAAUAGUAAGUGGGAAAAGGAACAGACAGUUCCAUCAUCCAGACCAUGACCACAACCUUCUUGGACAUGCAUGGAAUCUACUGAAUGAAGGGAAGGCCUUUGAGCUAAUAGAUCCACAAAUGGAGGAUUCAUUUCCAAUGCCUGAAUUAUUAAGAUGCAUAAAGGUGGGCCUCUUGUGUGUGCAGCAACGCCCCGAAGACAGGCCAAUGAUGUCCUCUGUGCUCUUAAUGUUUGAUAGUGAGGACACAAUGUUGCCCCAGCCUAAACACCCUGGUUUCUACAUAGAUAGAAACCCUUGUGAGACACAGUCUCGACUAGAGGAAAUAACUUGUACAAUAAAUAAGAUGACCAUUUCUAUAGCAGAGGGUCGUUAGAAGUUGCAGACGACCAUUUCUAUAGCAGAGGGUCAGUAGAAGUAGCAGAUGACCAUUUCUAUAGCAGAUUAUUGACCCAUAUGUGUUUAUUAGAAUAGGAUGGUAGACUUGAGUAAUGGUAGAUUCGAGUAAGCUGUUUUUUGUGGAAUGUAUUUGCAGCCUCUCACACUUGUGAGAUUUUUAUGAGUCGACGUACUAUUAAAAUAACA